Rattus rattus (black rat) is the source of this 8151-nucleotide messenger RNA. It is a transcript of the gene Ptchd4, whose product is annotated as patched domain containing 4. The coding region runs from base 301 to 3006 and encodes 901 amino acids. The record is from RefSeq and is a predicted model, not a curated record. Gene Ontology annotation, cellular component: membrane. Lineage: Eukaryota; Metazoa; Chordata; Mammalia; Rodentia; Muridae. The transcript is spliced from 4 exons.
GGGAGGACAAGGAAAACAAAACUCUAAAAAUAACUGUCAGCAUCUUAAAAAGAGAAAAGCUUCGCUGUCACCACCACCCCCCCUUCUUCUACUCCCGCCCUCUCUCCGCGCCACGGGGCACAUGUCUGCUUCUUACAACACCGCGAGGCACAUGGUCCCAGUUAGACACCGAACCCCAUCGCGACCGAGAGGAAAUCCACCUCUGUGGGACGCUCCGCACAGAACCGCCACCUCCAGCGAGGGAGGCCGGGGGACUGCAGCAGCGACAUGAAGAAGGGCUAGAGCGAGGGGACGCGGCUCAUGCGACGGCCGGGAGCGCCUGCGAGCUGGAUCUGGUGGAGGAUGCUGCGGCAGGUGCUUCGCAGAGGGCUCCAGUCAUUCUGCCACAGGCUGGGCUUAUGCGUGAGCCGGCACCCGGUCUUUUUCCUCACCGUGCCGGCAGUCCUGACCAUCACCUUCGGCCUCAGCGCGCUCAACCGCUUCCAGACCGAGAGCGACCUGGAGCGCCUGGUUGCUCCCAGCCACAGCCUGGCCAAGAUCGAGCGCAGCCUAGCCAGCAGCCUUUUCCCCCUGGACCAGUCCAAAAGCCAGCUCUAUUCGGACUUACACACCCCUGGGAGGUAUGGCAGGGUGAUCCUCCUCUCCCCACCCGGGGACAAUAUUUUGCUCCAGGCUGAGGGGAUCCUGCAGACCCACCGAGCCGUGAUGGAAAUGAAGGUGAACCACAAGGGCUAUAAUUAUACUUUUUCCCAUCUGUGUGUGUUGAGAAAUCAGGAUAAGAAAUGCGUGCUGGAUGAUAUUAUUUCAGUGCUAGAGGAUCUCAGGCAGGCUGCCGUCUCCAAUAAGACAACAGCCAGGGUGCAAGUAAGGUAUCCCAACACUAAAUUAAAGGAUGGGAGGAACAGUUUUAUUGGACACCAGCUGGGCGGGGUAGUAGAAGUGCCAAACAGCAAAGACCAACGGGUCAAGUCAGCCAGAGCCAUUCAAAUCACCUACUACCUCCAGACCUAUGGUUCUGCCACUCAAGACCUCAUAGGGGAGAAGUGGGAGAAUGAGUUCUGUAAGCUUAUGAGGAAGCUCCAGGAUGAGCACCAAGACCUCCAACUGUACUCUCUGGCAUCUUUUAGCCUCUGGAGAGACUUUCAUAAGACCAGCAUCCUGACCAGAAGCAAGGUCCUGGUGAGCCUCGUGCUGAUCCUGACCACAGCCACCCUGUCCAGCUCCAUGAAGGACUGCUUGCGCAGUAAGCCCUUCCUGGGCCUCCUGGGGGUGCUCACGGUAUGCAUUUCCAUCGCCACUGCAGCCGGGAUCUUCUUCAUCACUGAUGGGAAGUACAACUCCACCCUGCUGGGAAUCCCUUUCUUCGCCAUGGGUCAUGGAACUAAAGGAGUAUUUGAGCUUCUGUCUGGAUGGCGGAGAACCAAAGAGAAUUUACCCUUCAAAGACAGGGUAGCAGACGCCUAUUCUGAUGUGAUGGUCACCUACACCAUGACCAGUUCCCUGUACUUCAUCACGUUUGGUAUGGGUGCCAGCCCCUUCACAAACAUAGAGGCAGUGAAGAUCUUCUGUCAGAAUAUGUGCGUCUCUAUUCUAUUGAACUACUUCUACAUUUUCUCUUUCUUUGGCUCUUGCCUGGUCUUUGCUGGACAACUUGAGCAAAAUCGAUACCACAGCAUCUUUUGCUGUAAGAUCCCUUCUGCAGAAUACCUGGACCGCAAGCCUGUGUGGUUCCAGACAGUAAUGAGUGAUGGGCACCAACAGACAUCCCAUCAUGAGACAAACCCCUACCAGCACCAUUUCCUCCAGCACUUCCUCCGAGAACAUUACAAUGAGUGGAUUACCAAUAUCUAUGUGAAGCCAUUUGUGGUCAUCCUGUAUCUCAUUUAUGCCUCUUUCUCCUUCAUGGGGUGCUUGCAGAUCAGUGAUGGAGCCAGCAUUAUCAACCUACUAGCCAGUGACUCCCCGAGUGUGUCCUAUGCCAUGGUUCAGCAAAAAUAUUUCAGCAACUAUAGCCCUGUAAUAGGAUUCUACGUCUAUGAACCCCUGGAGUACUGGAACAGCAGCGUCCAGGAGGAUCUGCAGAGGCUCUGUAGUGGAUUCACUGCAGUGUCCUGGGUGGAACAGUACUACCAGUUUCUAAAAGCGAGCAACAUCAGUGCCAAUAACAAAACCGACUUCAUCAGUGUCCUACAAAGCUCAUUUUUAAAAAAGCCAGAGUUUCAACACUUUCGGAAUGAUAUCAUUUUCUCCAGGGCUGGGGAUGAAAACAACAUCAUCGCUUCUCGCUUAUAUCUGGUGGCCAGGACUAGCAGGGACAAGCAGAAGGAAGUCAUAGAAGUUCUGGACAAGUUGAGGCCCCUGUCUCUCUCAAAGAGUAUCCGAUUCAUCGUGUUUAACCCUUCCUUUGUUUUCACAGACCAUAAUAGUCUGUCAGUCACUGUGCCUGUUCUGAUCGCAGGCUUUGGGGUUCUCCUGGUGUUAGUCCUGACUUUCUUCCUAGUGAUCCAUCCUCUGGGAAAUUUCUGGCUAAUUCUUAGUGUCACCUCAAUUGAGCUGGGCGUCCUGGGCUUAAUGACGUUGUGGAAUGUCGACAUGGAUUGCAUUUCUAUCUUGUGCCUUAUCUACACUUUAAAUUUUGCCAUUGACCACUGUGCACCCCUGCUUUACACGUUUGUACUAGCAACUGAGCACACCAGAACACAAUGUAUAAAAAGCUCCCUGCAAGAGCAUGGGACAGCCAUUUUGCAAAACAUUACUUCUUUUCUUAUUGGGUUGGUCCCCCUCCUCUUUGUGCCUUCAAACCUGACCUUCACACUGUUCAAAUGCUUGCUGCUGACCGGGGGUUGCACGCUUCUGCACUGUUUUGUUAUCUUACCUGUGUUCCUAACCUUUUUUCCUCCUUCCAAAAAGCACCACAAGAAAAAGAAACGUGCCAAACGAAAGGAGAGAGAGGAAAUUGAAUGCAUAGAAAUCCAAGAGAACCCAGAUCAUGUCACCACAGUCUGAGGGUGGAGACAUUUUCUUUUCCAGUGUUGCACAACGAUGCAGGGCUAGUAAGGCUCAGACCUCAGCUGCUUGGGCUGGCCAGGGGUAACAAGGCAAGUCAGAUCAAGAGUGUAUUAUUCAUGACACAUCCAAGGGUCUGCUUUUUUCAGAGAAAGAGAUGAUAAAAUGAGGUGAAGUCCUAUACAACCUUGUGCUCCAUGACAGAUAAUUUUCCUGACAUUGAUCUUAGAGCUUUUCUGAGAAAUGGAUGGAUUGGUGUGUUAAAAUGGAAGGCUAAAAUAUCUAAAGAUUCUUAGAAGAAAUGGAGAAGGGAGUAAGUGGUCUCCAGAUAGGGGGUAAGACAGAGAAAAUGUCUAAUUUGUCAAGUCACUUCAUGUUUGCUUUUUGAACAGGUCAAGCAAAGGAAACUUAUGCACAUGGGAAGUACAUAUUUAAUCCUGGCUAAACCAAAGGACUGGACCGCCCAAUCCACUUUGUGUGUACAUAUGAGUAUACAUCUACAUGUACUUAUAUUUGUCUUUAGUGUGCAUUGGUGUUUUGGUGAAAGAAAGUGUCCAUUUUCAGGUAGGCUGGCCUCUCUCUAAAAGUCAAAUCAGCUUUAGCCAAAUAUAUACGCUCAUUAGAGAAGAUGCAAAAUAUCUAAUUGGCCACUUGAAAUCAACUCAACUGUCUAGAUAGCAAGAUUAUUAUGAACUGUGUGAUAACAAAAUAAACAGAAAUUUGAAUCCAUUAAAUUCUACAUAUCAUGUUGUUGGUCACUGAGAUCCUACCUUUUGAGAUGACUUCACAAAAAAAAAAAAAAAACCAAAAGGUAUUUGAGUUAAUUAGCAUGUGAACAAAUGUUUAAAAUCUAAAAUAGUUGAGAUAGCUUGUCAUUAGCCUUUAACGUUUCUGUGCAUUUACAUGGAAGGCCAGCAUGGCUGCUUUUGGAUACCUCACUCACCUGAAAAUGAGUACUUUAAGCACAUUGUUUUGACGUACAUCUGUAAGGAUACACAGUGUAUGUGAGAGAUGAAAAGAAAUAAUGAGAUACCCUAUCAUAGUUAAGCAUUCUUAUGUUAGAUGGUGAAAAUACUCUACUAUGUUGCAUAUAACAGUUAACACAGGAAAAAGAAAAUAUCUGGGGAACUUAGUGAGUAAAAUGGGUCAUCUACCAUUCACCAUCUCAGCAUCAAACAGUCCAUAGUAUAAGAAAAACUUGCAAACUCUAUAGAUUCUAGUGUGUUCCUUGGAAUACGUUUGGAAGCAUUAACCCAGACCAUGGUCAUAAUGAUGGUGGUCACCAUAACCCCUACAGUGUCAUUGUGUUGCUUGUUGGAGUACCGUUGUCUUCAUUAACUGGAAAGUAAACUCCUAUGGCAAGCACAGCUAUCUACAGGUGCCAUAUUAACUGUGUGUCAUUGUGCCUGGACUCUUUACAUUUAAAAAAACAAGUAUUGAGGUAAAUGUUUCCAUUGAGUUGGUGUUUAAAACUAUACCCCCAGGCAGGUACCCAAUCUGCUGGGUACUUACAAGGACUAAGGCUGCUAUUCAUGUUGGAGAACAUUGCUAGAAAAUUCCUUUUCCAUGCCAAAUAGAGAACCUAAGGAACAAUUUAUUUCUGGGUAGAAUAAAACAAAUGCCUAAUGAUUACACAUCCUGCUAACAAGUUCUUUUUCCUGAGGAACAUUUAUAAUCCCCACCAAUUUGGGUUGUAUAAUUUAAAGGCAUUAGCAAUACUAAUGCUUUAAAGGGCAAAGUACAACUAGAACUUUUAGAAAUUUCCAUUCCUGUUUCAGUUUUAGGAAAUGAUGUUGAUAGAUAACAAUGCUCUUCUAAGUGAUGCAAAUUUUUAGAUGGACAUCAUUUAAAUAAAACUUUAUUGAAAUGGCAUUUGUUCUAUUCUACCUUAAAGCCACUGUGUUUCAAUGUCUCCCCUGAUGUGGGUACAAUAACUAUAGAAUUAAGGAGAGACCAUAACUUGCCAUAACCACAUUUGGUGUUUUCACUGUAUCUGUAAAGUCAUGUGACAGGUAACGCCAGCCUUUCAUCUCAAGAACUUCUGUGCUAGGGGGAACAGAUGUUUGGACAGUUGGCCUCCAGGCCAUGAGCUAAUAUUUGAAGUUGAAGUUUCUGAGCAGAUUUUGCAGUUGGAGAACAGAAUUCCUCUUUCAAAGCUACUCAUCAUUUAUGAAGAUUGCUACCACUCACACCUGUUUGUAAAGACAGCCACUAAGAAGCUGAGGAUUCCAUGUCGCUCUGUGUUCGGUGAAACUCCAUCACUUCACCUAUUUUUGAUUUAAAGAUAACUUACUUGAGAUUUACAGUUACCCUAAACCAUUUCAGAUCCAAAACAAUAAACAACAACAACAACAAGAUUGACAAGCUAACUGGCAAGCUUGCAAGUCGCCAAAUACAUGACAGUACCACUGCAUAUUCUGCCAAAGCACUGAUUUCGAUGUCGCCCAAAGCACUUGGAUGGGGAAAGACUUGUUUAUGUAUUAGGUAUUGUCGUCAAGGAUCAGACUUGUAGGACAAACAGGAAUUUCUCAUUGUCCAACUGUUUAGAGAGGUGCAUUUUAGAAGGGAUGCUAUCUUCUCCAGAACACGUGAUUCUCUCUAAGGAUGUGUAGCAAUAAUUAACUGAAAUGAAAUUUCGUGUUCUGGAAGAGUUAAUGGAAUGCCCAAAAUGCCUUGUCUUGGUCUUAGGAAGUAAUAUAAGCCCAAACGGAUCUCCCCAAGCAUCACGGAAACCUCCCAACCUCACUUUGAAGUAGACAUCUCCAAGAUUUCCUUCACUGAGUACCAAUACUAAAAUAUGAGAUCAUGAUUUGCAGGAAACCCUCCAAGCUCAGCCUUUUCUGUUUGUUUGUGUGUUCCUCUUUCUAGUAUGUCAGGUUUUUACUUGCUUUGUCCAUUGGGAAGUAGUGAUGGCAUUCAAGUAGGACUUUACUAUCAAAGAGAGGGCCAUUCGAACCCUAGAAGAAAUCAGUGGGGGAAUCUUUUAGAAUUGCGGAGAAUUUUAUUUACUUAUUGUAAUGUAUUUUCCCUUGAAAUGGGAGAUUUUUAAAAACUUGUGAACCCCAGACCGUUUCUUGUUUAAACUGGACUGUGUCCCCCAUCAGAAUGUGAAACAUUCUUUAUGUUUUAUGUUCCAUCCUCCUCAAUGAGGAACUCACUUAAAUUACCAGCCAAGAUUUGUCUAAAAGUUCCAUGGGCUAACCUACAUCAUGUGGAAGUCUGUUGAAAGAAUAGAGAUUUACAUGUUUUCCGAUGGGACCUUGCAAUGACUGUGAACCUCUUUGAAGGCUGUGCACGAGAACCCUAUGACAGAGCUAUUCUGAACUAAGUUUGUAUCACAUGAAAGUCUUUCUUCCAAUUGAUUUCUAUCCAUUUCCACAGGAAAAAUAAUUUAUGUUUCAUCUUGUAUGGUGAAAGGAAGAAGUGUGAUCCAUGUAGCUCCUACGAUGCUAUAAUAGCCAUUCUGGUAUGUCGAACUUGAGUGUAAGAGCUAUGUUCUCCACUCUGUAAUUAUCCAUUUGCACUUUACCAUAACGAGCUAAUCCUUCUAGACUUGUGACUCUAGCUGGGGAUUAACUAUUGCCAUUCAGAAUUGUGCGUAUUUUUAUAUGUUGACUGUAAAUAUUGUCAUUACAGUCAAAUAUUUUUAUAAUCAAAUAUUUAUAAAUGCAUGGCACAGUGCACGCAUGAUUACUAGUAUGUAGAUUAUUAAAGACACUAUUUUCAGGGUUAUUACACUUUUUAUUAAAAUUCUCAUAUCCUCUAUCAUGAAUGCCUCAUGGGGUUUUAGUUGCAAAGGCCUAAAGUCCAUAAAAAACUUCAUGCUAAGGGAAGCAAUCAAAAAAUUGCUUUCUCACAGUGUCAACAACAGCCAUCUACUCUAAGAUGACUAUUGGGAAAGCGCAGGGGCUAAGCCAGGUCUCUGGGUAAAGCACCAGGCAGAAUCAGCAUUAGGCAGUAAUUAAAUAUGUCCUGGGUUUGCUAAGACAAGCCACAAGUUGCAGUACCUUAAAAAUGGACCUGUGAUGUUGUCUCCUGAGACUAGAGAAUCCUAUGAUUUACUCCCACUUCCCAGAGAAGAGUCUGUGUUCAACCAGUUUCAUUGCUCUUUACACAGCCCUCUGUUAAUUAUUUCAAAGGUGAUCCAGAAAGCUUUCAUUUCUUUCAAAGGAAUUUCAAGAUCACUUUCAUUCAGCAACAAAUUCUUUCUUUUUUGGUUACAAAAAAAGCCAAAAUAAUAAACAGUUAUGACAACGUUCCUUGGCAUCAAGUCAAAACAUCUAUGGCUGAAUUAGUAUGCCCUUGUAGUCUCCUCAUCUUAAAUUUAAAUACUAAAUUCUGAAUCAUCUCUGUGGCACAGGUCCUUAUGCCAACCUUUUUCCACACUGCACAAAAAAUAAUUACUUUUUUUUUACAGCUUUCUGUUUAAUAUGACUGCAGGGAUAGUGACCAAAACAAGCUGCAAGGCCUCUUUCCAGGACAUUCAGCACACAAGUGUUGCACAUAUGUGUAGCCCUACUUCCAUUUCUCUUCCAGAUGACCCAUGUUCAUCAGAUGUUCGUCGGUGUGGUAGAUAGGAGGGCAGGGGGGACUGCUCUGUGCUCCAAAUGUUUGGGGAUUUUGUUAGAUGACAUUUGAAUGAGAUUGGAAGAUACUGAAAGACAUAAAGCUACGUCUAAGAAAUCAAGAUAUCAGGGUAUGGGCGUGGUAGGAAGACAGACAUCAUUAAAGUCCUUACACACUAGACUUUAUAAGUUAGAAAAUAGCACAGAGAGUCAAUUGGUGCCUCAAAACCAGAGGUAGCAAAUGUACCUACACGUAAAUAUAUCUAACCCACUUGAUCGUGUUCUUGUUUGUAAGACUCAGACUCUGGGCCUGCUUCUGGAUUUCUAAGCAUGACCAGAUCCAUUCUGUGAGUGAAAGCAAGAACCUGAAGGACUCUGAAAAGAUACUUCAAAUAAACAUCCAGGAAAAUAUUUUUUUUCAGGAUACUGUAAUACACUUGAUAAUUUUGAACAUAUUUAUGUACUUAAUGAGGGCCUAUGUCUGUUGCUGAUGGAGAAGUCAUUUGUUCUUCUUGUAAAGAGGGAAACAAUUCAAAGAGAAAAAUACAUGCAACCAGUAUUUGCAGUGUGCAUAGCUAUU